Messenger RNA from Aethina tumida (small hive beetle), 4716 nucleotides. RefSeq lists its product as uncharacterized. Gene Ontology annotation, molecular function: nucleic acid binding; zinc ion binding. The record is from RefSeq and is a predicted model, not a curated record. The transcript is spliced from 2 exons. Lineage: Eukaryota; Metazoa; Arthropoda; Insecta; Coleoptera; Nitidulidae. Bases 1660 to 2658 code for a protein of 332 amino acids.
UUUCGGUUUGGUGAAAGGUGUGAGUAUUGAGUGUAAUACAUCACCUUAGUUGAAGAAGAUCUGUUCAACAAAAACAAAGGUUAGUGAUAUUGAGAUUAAUUAUGGAGUAAGAAUUGUAUAGUCUAACCUCAUAAAUAUUUUGUGUAAAAUUAAAUCGCUCCCUUUAACCUGUUGUAACGAGUCUUUCAAAAAGACUUUGGUUAUACCAACUGAAUUAUCAUCGGUAACCCGUUACAUAAAUUGGUGUCAGGUGUGUCUCCUAAAAAUUGACACAUAAAUUGGUGUCAGGUGUGUCUCCUAAAAAUUGACACAUAAAUUGGUGUCAGGUGUGUCUCCUAAAAAUUGACACAUAAAUUGGUGUCAGGUGUGUCUCCUAAAAAUUGACACAUAAAUUGGUGUCAGGUGUGCCUCCUAAUGGUAAAAAAAAAAGUAAAAAAUAAAAAUUGACACAUAAUUUGGUGUCAGAUGUUUCCCCUAAAAAUAAAAAUUGAGACAUAGUUUGAUGUUAUGCUUGUACAAUUGUAAAUUUAAUACAUAAUUUGAUGUUAAUUAUAGUUACAUAAAAUUUGAUGGUAUAAAGUUUGUGUAAAAUGUUCACAUAAUUUUGGAGUCGACUGUUUUAAUUUAAAGAUUUGAAGAUAGAAGAAAAUUAAAAUUUAUUUGUUAAGAAGUUCAAGAGUAAACAAGAUCUGUGGUUGACUAUACAUAUUUUUAUUCUGAUUUUUAGUAUCAUUUACCUGUCUGUUGUUGUUUUAAUUGCUAAUAUUUGUGAAAUUGGUUUUGUAAAAUAAAUCGAAGUUUAGGUCAAAUUUGAGAAUAAAAUGAUUAGUUUCAAUUUAUAGUAAUUGGAAAAUAUUGAAUAAGUAAAUAAAAUUUUAACAACACAGAAAAGACACAGGAAAUCGGUGAAAUCUCCGGCAUUGACAAAAUCACGUCAUUUGUCGUUAUAAAUUGUUAGAAGUUGUUUUAAUAUUUGGUUGGAUAGUAUUGUUCAUUUAAAUGGUACAAAUUUUGUUGAUAAUUGUUUAUAUAUAAGUAAAAAUCCUAUUUCUUUAAUAUUGAAACAAUAUUUCUAAUAAUUUAGUGUGAUGGUCUUACGGAACUUAUAAUUUGACAAAUGUGGUUGACUGUAAGCUAUAAAUAAAAGCAGGUAGUAAAGCUUUUGAGUGAGUGUCACUGAGAUUUAUGAGGGGUUGGUUAAAGAAAAAGAGGUAGUUUUACAUUUCAAGAAUAAUAAUGAUUGUAUUUCAUAAAAAAAAAAAAAAUAUUUAAUUAAGUAAGAAUUUAACAAAAUUUCCUUAUGACAAUAAUACAAGUGGAAGAUUAUAAGUUCGCAUAACCAUUUGGAAUUAUUAACGCUGAAUUUAUUUCAGAUUUAUUAAUUGAGAUUUUUCUUUCAGAGAAAUAGUUUAAUUUUUAUUGAUUAGUAGUUUGUCUUCCGUAGUUUUUUUUUGUAUGUAAAAGGAAGAAAGUAUUUGCAUGUACAUUGAUUUGUAAGGUUUCGUAGCAAUUUCUAGUAGUAUACUCAGUUAUCAAUUCCGGGAGCAAAGAGUACUGAUUUUCCAUUUGUACUGUUUUUGGGCAAAAGGUCAAAAACGCUGUGAACUAAAUACAAGUCUAUUAAGUAAUAUAAAAAAUAUCUUAUAAUUGUUUGUGGAAAUGAGUCGUGACGAGUCAAGUUUUAAUAAAUAUUCAGUUAAUAAUUUUGAUGAAACUUGUUUGAGUUUAACAUCUAGAGAACAGUUAGCAUCAAAACGUAAUACCAACAGUAAUACUUUGAUGGAAGCACUGUGUUAUUCCUUGUCAAGGUUAGCUAUGAACAGUAAUCUUACAUUCAUAGAUGAUUUUGAUGGUGAGAGUGAUUACAGGGUUUUCGUCAAGAGUGUUGAAUUAAUUGGUAAAGACAAUAAUUGGUCGGAAAAACAAAUGGUCUCAGCUAUUGAAUUCAAAUUGAAAGGUUUAGCUAGAGAGUUUUAUUUUACUAUUGAAACUUCUCGUAGACCUCAGACUUUUAAAGAUAUGAAAAAUUGGUUAGCUAGUGUUUUUGAUAAAAAAGUUAAUUUUUAUGAGGCUAAAAAUGAACUAACAAAAUGUAAAAGAAAAACAAAUGAAUCAUUAGGAUCUUUUAUGUGUAGACUUAAAAUAAUUGCAGAAAAGAUGGUCACAGAAUCAGAUCCAUUCGAGUUGUCGAGAUUUGUGAAUAUGUUGGUCGCUCAGCAAUUUGUUGAUGGUUUAGAUACUAGGCUAUCAAAUUUGGUUCGGGCGGAGGGCAUAUUUUUGAAUUUAGACGAAGCUUUCCGUAUAGCGUCAGAAAAAGAAGACAUUUUUCUUAGAUUAAAGCUGACCCCAGAGAAAAAGGAAUUUGAUAAAAAUUUAUUUGAAAAAACUAGUCUAAUGACAGAAAAUUGUGAAAGAGAUGAUAGAGUUCGAGAUAAUGGUAAAGUUCAUAUUUUAAAAGUAAAGGCGAGUAAUGGUCGAAAAAUUAAAAGCAAGUUAAAGAAUCAAUUUUGUUAUACGUGUGGUCAAAAAGGUCAUUAUAGACUUAAUUGUCGUUUUAGUAAUUGUAAAAUGUGCAACAGUACAACUCAUACAUCGAAAAAUUGUUAUUUCUUAAAGAAAAAUAGACGAGAAAGUAAACUUAAACAUAAAGGAAAAUGAAAUUUUUAGUAAAAAAAGUGAAAAUAAGUGUCUUUAAGAAUUUUGAGUUGUUGAAAGAAAAAUGAUGAGUCGAAACGAAGGGUUAUAGGUUGUAUUUGGUUUACAAAGUACAUAAAACAAUCUGCAGGUUUACGUUCCGGUUACGCCGAUGAAUCACAGUUCAUUGUGGAUUACCGGAAGACGAUCUGUUCAGGUAAUGGCGUGCCCUCAUUGCUUGGCGGUGAUAAGACAAGUCAAAAUCUUUUCACAUUAGAUGGUCUUCUGAAGUGUCGCUCAGUUAAAUAAAAUGGAUUUACAAUAGCCCAAAAGAAUCUAACAACAACAGGUUUUGCAUUAGUAAUUUUCUUCUAUAUUCUCAUGUUGGUAAAGAUCUGAUCAAUCUUGAUUCCUGUACGUUUGGUUUUAGCUCCAAGCACCCGAAUGUGGUGAGAUUAUCUGAAGAUGUAGUUUAUUUUUGCAAAUUUCAAGGUUUUAAUGUUUAGUAUUAACGUAAUUAUGCGCAAAUUCCUUAAUACUAUGAUUUAUUACCACUCAAUUUUUUCUAGUAAGACUUCCUCUUAUUAGCUCUAUUGUGUUUUCGAGUUCAGUGAAAACAAAUAGAAAUAAUAGAUUCUCUGUUGUUAGAUUUCUUCAAGAUUUUACAAUACCUCAGUCAUAUAUCACAUAUUUCAAUAAAAACUUGACACUUUCGGGUAACUUGUUCGUUUGUUAGUUGGUUCCUCCUUUUAAAGGUAAGGAGAGGUAUUAAGUGGUCUAGGUCUUGAGUGGAAGACUAGAAAUUUUGUAGAAAAGUAAAUGCUUCGCGCGCGCGGAGUGACCCCAUCUUGGUGGAUCCAGGGGUUUCCAGAUGUACCUGCAGUUGUUGGAUUAUCCGUGAAGACAUAGUCUGAAUGAGCAGAAAAUGUGACUUCUUUGUUUUGCAGUGGGUGACGUGUCCUGGCAGUCACAAUACGGAAUUGAUGUUUUGGUGAGAGGUUGAUAUGCAACUCUUUGUAUUUGUGUAGUCGUCGUACUACGGUGAUCCAUCACGUGGCACAACUGAGUUUUUUAGCGUAGGUGUAGUUGUAUGUGUAGAUGUACACAUGUGGUGCAAGUGUGAGAGUAAAAGUGGUUACUCAUGAAUUGAUGAAAUGAAAGUAGACAAAGUAGCAGGAAAAGUUGUAGAGUUUACAGGUACCCAUUAGUAAGUUGGGUUGAGGUAUAAUGAAAAGGACUUAAAGGAAGUCGAAUAGCAGCCUACGCAGAGCACCGGAUUUACGAAAUAUGUGGAAAUAUGUGGAAAGAUAUGAUGUUUUGGAGAAAUUGCUGAAGUUAGAGUCGAAAUGAGACGAGUUAUUUUGCCAAGUUUUUCUUAAAUGUUGAAAAAAUCAUCAGUGUCGAGAUGACGGAUCUAUCAACAUCAAUGAUCCAGGAUCUCAAGGAUUUUUCAAGAGGACUUCCAAUUAGACACAACAACACGAUGAAUACGAUAAACGAAGUUUACAAAUCUUGAUACCACGAGAGGAAAAAGAAGAAAUUUCUCUGGACAGUUAUUUCAUGAGGGUCCCAGGCAGACAGAAGAAAAGGAAUAUUUAGAUUUCUUUAUUUCCAAGAAGUUGUUUACGACUUGUGGUUGCUGCUACACCACAUUUUGUAAUUUGAAGCCUGCAGUAUAAGUGGUUACCAACUACUUAUCCAAGAGUAUCGUUGAGGACGAACGAUCAAGGACCAAGGAGCCUAUGAUUAAGGAUGAGAAACGAAGGACGAAGAAGCGGAUGUCCAGGAACCAAUCACCAGGGGCCAAGUACCGGGUCAACGACUGAACGAGUCUACAGAAAAAUGAUAACCAGAGCAUUGGAAGAGGAAAGGAUUUCUUUGUAUAAUUAUUAUUGCACAAACAUCAGCAAUAAUGAGGAGCAACAACCAGAAUCAGCUACCAGGACCUUAAGAGGAACGAUUCACCAAGGACCAUCAACUAACGAAAUAAAUCCUAGCUGUCUAGAUUUUGAAUGAUAUUUUGUUGGUCAAUGUUAUGUGUUCUUAGGUCAUGUAAUUGAAAUUAUAAUGUUUUGAAUUGUA